AUGGACUUCUCCCAGAUGAACGCGGCCGAGCAGGCCCACAUGUCUAAGGUCAUCGAAAAGAAGCAGAUGCAAGACUUCCUGCGGAUGUAUUCCAACCUCGUGGAGCGAUGCUUCAACGCCUGCUGUAACGACUUUACAAGCAAGGCGCUGUCCUCGAAGGAGGAGCAGUGCGUGAUGAACUGCGCGGACAAGUUCCUCAAACACUCCGAGCGUGUAGGAGCCCGCUUUGCUGAACAAAAUGCUGACGCCAUGAACUCAACCAACAAAUGA
Molecule: messenger RNA, 270 nt
Organism: Fomitopsis serialis
Lineage: Eukaryota; Fungi; Basidiomycota; Agaricomycetes; Polyporales; Fomitopsidaceae
Product: chaperone
Exons: 4
Coding region: 1-270 (89 amino acids)
Source: RefSeq, a predicted model, not a curated record